AUGAGCAACUCCAGCAGUGCCUUGGUGACCGAGUUUGUUCUGCUGGGCUUCCCAGAGCUGUGCCACCUGCAAGGGCUGCUGCUUGGGUCAUUCCUCACCAUCUAUCUGGUGACUGUCCUGGAGAACCUGGUUGUCGUGGGAACCAUCCGUGCCAGCCGCCAACUGCACACACCCAUGUAUUUCUUCCUGGGCAACCUGUCGGUGCUGGAGACCCUCUACACCUCAGUCACCGUCCCCAAGCUGCUGGCCAUCCUUGCCGGGGCCAGAGCCAUCUCCUUCUCCAGCUGCCUCACUCAGCUGUUCCUCUUCCUCUCUCUGGGCUCCUCAGAGUGCUUCCUCCUGGCCACCAUGGCCUGUGACCGCUACCUGGCCAUCUGUCGCCCACUACAGUACCCAGCCAUCAUGGGCUCCCGGCUCUGCCUGUGCCUGGCCCUCAGUGCCUGGCUUGGUGGCUUCCUGGCCUCCUGUGUGUCCACAGCACUCAUCACUCGCCUCAGGUUCUGUGGCUCCAACAUCCUCAACCACUUCUUCUGUGACAUCUCACCCCUGCUGCAGCUCUCCUGCUCUGACACCACUGCCAUUGAAAUGCUGGACUUCGUGGCAGCCCUGGCAGUGCUCGCAAGCUCCCUUCUGGUGACCGCCUUCUCCUAUGCCCACAUCCUGGCCACAGUGGUGAGGGUUCGUGGAGGCGCCGGCCGCCGGAAGGCCUUCUCUACCUGUGCCUCCCACCUGGUGGUGGUGGCAAUCUUCUACACCACCACCAUCUUCAUGUAUGCCCGACCUCGCGCCAUCAGCUCCUUUGCCCUCAACAAGCUGGUGUCUGUGGUCUAUUCGGUCAUGACUCCCCUGCUCAACCCCCUCAUCUACUGCCUACGAAACCAUGACAUCAGGGAGGCCCUUGCCAAACUUCUCCGGGCCCCCAGCUCCUCAGCACAACUGGCGGAGGCCUCGCGCGCAGACCCCGGGACCCGGCUCCGUGCUCCGGAGAGGGGCUCGCCACCGCCCGCCCCUUGCCGCCGGGCCGCGGCCCCUGGAGCUACCGAGGCCUGCGUGGGCUCCGAGCCAGAGAGCCAGGCGCACGACCCCUUCCGGGGACACCCGCGCCAAGUAUGA
Lepus europaeus (European hare) is the source of this 1113-nucleotide messenger RNA. Its product is annotated as olfactory receptor 6B9-like. Lineage: Eukaryota; Metazoa; Chordata; Mammalia; Lagomorpha; Leporidae. Gene Ontology annotation, molecular function: olfactory receptor activity; G protein-coupled receptor activity. The coding region runs from base 1 to 1113 and encodes 370 amino acids. Gene Ontology annotation, biological process: G protein-coupled receptor signaling pathway. Gene Ontology annotation, cellular component: membrane. The record is from RefSeq and is a predicted model, not a curated record. The transcript is spliced from 3 exons.